CUUCAUUCUAGUGAUAACAGAUUUCACCCUGCUUUCAACAUUCUCACAUCUGUCAACUCAAUCCAAAUGUCUACUCCAGUUCAAUCUUUAUUGGCCGACCUCAAGGCAUCCACUGCUCAACUUGUGGGCGUCAUUGCCGGCACCCGGCACGUCCCGGCCGGCUCAGUGCACAUCCACAUUGCUCUGGCAAGGCAGGUCACCAAUCUGUUGGCUGACAUCAUCCGGGUGCAUGAGAAAGGGGAUUACAUCCCUGGCAUUGUGGCUUCCUGUUCUAAGGAGCUGAUGAGGGUGUUGCCCAACUGGCACAGCAUUGGCCAUGAUGAUCCCCGGGUGGCUAGACACGCCUGGCGCAAGCAGGUCCGUGCCUGGGAGGCGUUGGGUGACAAUUCCUGUGAUCUCCCUGUUGUUUCUAAUCCUUCCACUGGCCCACUGACUGUCAAUCUUCCGUCUCCACCUGUCCCUUCCCCCGCACCUGUCCCUUCCCCCACCACUGUCAUUCACUCCCCUCCCGUCGUCGCCGGCAAUGUCGCCGGACCUUCCGGCAAGACGACCUCCGAGUUCCGGGACAAAGGGAAAGGUAAGGCCAUUUCUGUUGACUUGGAGCCGGAAGUCGGAGGGAGCAACAAGAGGAAGUCCCCCAUGAUUUCUGGACACUCCUCCCAACCUCCGAAGUCGGCGAUGAAGGGUCACAAGUGUGUCAAGUCAACUGGACUCCCCAAGUCAAAGCCGUUUGUGGAGUCGGAAGAUGAUGAAGACCCAAUUGUUCAGCCGAUUUCGCGUGGAGUGCCAGAGGUCGUCCUUUCCCAGCUCUCCACCAUUGUUGAAUCUCCCAUCAGUCGUCCGGAGGCUCGGGCAACCUCCGGCAGUCGUCCGGAAGUUGAGGAGUCCACUGGUGAUACUUCCAGCGCUUCGGACGAGGUCCAGCAUCCCUGCCUGUCUUGCAUCCGCUGCUCCACCAAGAAGAUCAAAUGCAACCCGGCAUCUCUGGGAUCCCCGCCCAAACGGACCCGAGGGAAGUCUACCACGGGACGGACGCGUUCCAAGACACCUGCCCCUGCUCCAUCCACUGCUCCGUCUCCCUCCAGGUCAAGGGCCCGGACUCGUAGUCAAUCUCGUGGCCCGUCCCGAACUCCGGCCAUCCCUGCUGCAAGUACACCCCAGGUGCAGUCACGUGACACCUGCACCCUGCACCUGCACCUGCACCUGCCACCUGCACCUGCCCCUGCACCUGCACCUGCACCUGCGCCAACUCCUGUUCGGUCUUCGAGUUCGCAGUUGCCUCGUGCAGCACUAGAUGUUCCCAUGCCGGAUCUCCAUUCCAUGGCAAUCGCGAUUCGGGAUGGUGCAGCUCGCAUCGCUAUUCUUGAGGCUCGGGUGCAGGAGCAGGAUGCUAAGAUUGAUACCCUCCAACGCCUCCAUGAGAGCCUCCGGCGCACGAUGGUCGACCCGCACCCUUCAUUUUCACUUCCGGACACACCGGCCGAUGCAACAAUCUUGCUUGAUCAAUCUGGUCCCCCCCCGUCCAUUUCACCCCUCCCCUCCACACUUUCCAACCUCAUUGAUUUGGACAUGUCAGUCAUGGAACCCACACCCUUGAUGGUUGAGGAUGGAUCUGCUAUGGUAGGUCUCAAUGUUGAGCCCACCCAAGUUCAGCCUGAGGGUCCACAAUCCUCCGGCGAAAUUGUGCUCCCGGAUGAACCAGGCAACCUCUUGCCAGAAUCCUCCGGCGAUAUUGUGGUCCCUAAUGAACAAGGUAACCUCCUGCCAGAAUAUGAUUCCUCUGAUGAGGAUAUGGAUGUUGAGGGGAAGGUUGAUCUUCCUGGUGAGGAGGUUGCAAUGGCUACAUAAUUGCUCAGUGAUAGAUGUACAUAAAUCUUUUUCAAUGCAUGUUACCUAUGCCACAAUUGAAUGAUUCAAUAAUCAGUCCC
Suillus plorans is the source of this 1928-nucleotide messenger RNA. RefSeq lists its product as uncharacterized. The transcript has 9 exons. Lineage: Eukaryota; Fungi; Basidiomycota; Agaricomycetes; Boletales; Suillaceae. The record is from RefSeq and is a predicted model, not a curated record. Bases 67 to 1848 code for a protein of 593 amino acids.